This is a messenger RNA of Lymnaea stagnalis (great pond snail), 5980 nucleotides long. The record is from the annotation of a GenBank genome assembly. Lineage: Eukaryota; Metazoa; Mollusca; Gastropoda; Lymnaeidae.
AAAAAGUUGGCGAUUUCAGCUACACGCCCAGGAGACGUGCUCGUGAAAACUCAGGUGUGUUGAGACGCACGGUCAAUUAAAAAAAAAAAAAAAGAAGUUAUGUUUGCUUUUUAAGUGGGCCUAGUUAACUACUGCGAGCACGUGACAGAGAUGUGUGAUCCUACAGUCCACGGAUCACGGAUACAACCAUUUUAAAAUAUUAGAUCUAGAGGCUCAACGACACUGAUACUGUCAUGGUAAGUUUUUGAAUGGGUCUGAUUGAGGUUGGAUGAAAGAUUGUUGCGAGCUUGUGACAGAAAUGUGUGAUCCUACAGUCCAUGGAUACAACGUUUUUAUAUUGUUAGAUCUAGAGUCCCAAGAACACUGCUAUGUCGUGGCAAGAUUUUGAAUUGAUCUGAUUGAGGUUGGAUGAACGAUUUUCUUCAGAUAGUAAUUUAUCAAUAAAUGAAGGAAGCGUUCAAGCUGCGUGAAGGAAAAAGCAGAACAACGCACGUGUAAGCAUUUAAUAUUUUCUUACAGUGAUUAGUCAAAUAUGAUCAAAGAUUAAUGUUACAGAUACGUUAAAAAGCGACAGGUUCGUAUGCGGUAGACACCAACGAUGUUUUAAGUUAGGGGUCAAAGAAGGUUGGCAUUGCUUCGGAUCACCUUCAUUAUGGCCACAGAUAACUUAAAUCUGUUUAAACAGAUUUUACUCUUGUUGUUUUGUUAAAUUCAGUUAAUUGUGUGUGUUUGUCUCGUCUCUUUCGCUGUCGCUCUAGUGACUAAGAGUCUAGUCUAUCACUGUUUGUUGCCUUGUCUGUGUCUCUCCCUGUCAGCCUAUCUCAGUUAGAGUGUAUGUCUCUCUCCCGGUCACUCUAACUCUGUGUCUGACUCCCCAUGAACACUCUAUCCUCGAGUGUCUGUCUUGCUAUCUCGGUUUGUUACUCUUUACGGAUUUUACUCAUACAGUUACAGCUACUGCUAGAACUAGAGAAAAAAAACUAAUAUUAGGCCAAAAUUGUAAGAAGCACACCAGGAACUUAGAAAGUAUGAUUUUAAAUUUGAUUUUCGCGUUAAAUUAUUAAUAAUAUAUUUUUUAAUGAUAGUUCUAGGCAUGAUCCAUAUUCUUAUAUUUUUAGUGUUAACAAAAAUGAUUUCACUAAGGCGGGGGUCAUUCUUAAAUUACGUCACGCUAAAAAUGACCUUUUUAGACACCCCCUCCCCUGUCACGAAAUGUCACUAAUUCUCCCCCCCCCCCGUGUCACAUCACCUAAAAAAAUUAAAAACAUACAUACAAUUUUCAUAACUAAAUUAAGAUAUUAUUUUAUUCUUCAACAUUUUCCCAUAAAAAAUGAACUUUUUAAACCCCCCCCCCCCCGUCACGAAAUGUCACUAAUUCCCCCCCCCCCCCCGUGUCACAUCACCUAAAAAAAUUAAAAACAUACAUACAAUUUUCAUAACUAAAUUAAGAUAUUAUUUUAUUCUUCAACAUUUUCCCAUAAUGCAGCGGUUCUAAACCUGUGGGUCGCGACCCCUUUAUGGGUCAAACGAUUCGUUUAAAGGGGUCACCUAAGACAAUCGGCAAGUGCAUAUCCUCUACAGUUAUAAAAUACCGACGAAAAUAAUUUUAUGGUUGGGGGUCGCCACAAAAUUAGGAACUGCAUUAAAGGGUUGCGGCAUUAGGAAGGUUGAGAACCACUGCCAUAAUGAUUUAGAUGUAGUAUUAUUAGAAAACUGAGUUUCAUGGUACCUAUAUUAUAAUACAUGAGGCAAUUUUGACAUCAAAUUAAUGUUUUAAAAAUUAAUUAAAUUAUGAUUUUUUUUUCAGAAUUGGAAACUUUUAGAGGUAAAAAAAAAAAAAAGCGACGUCACAAUUUUUGACCACCCCCCCCCUCCUUUCCCCCGUCACAAAGUGUCGCAUAUUCUCGACCCAUCCCGUCUGAGCGUGACGUAAUUUGCCAAUGACCCUUAAAUGUGAAUAUUUACUUAUAAAAUAGUUUUAAAUAGAUAUUUAUCAAUGAUAAAACCUUGAUAAAUUACUACAAGGGAAAAACGGCAGAGUCCAUUUUGACCUCACUCUCUACUAUAAUGAAAUAAAUCAUGAUACAUUCAAGUUUGAGCUACUUUAUCUAUAUAAUAACUCAGAGAAAUGGACACUCUUGGGAAAUGCAUUUUAAAAAUUACAUUUUGUUUACACAUUUUUAAUGUACAUGGUUUUGAACUUUAAAAAUCGAAUAUCUCUAAACAACAAAAAUGUGACCCCUGCCGUUUUUUCCCUUGUGCACAUGGUCUUCAUAUGUCAUAUCCAUUCGCCACAGUGGGGGCCAAACCAAAGAGAACCAUAAUUUGUCAUAUCCAUUCGCCACAGUGGGGGCCAAACCAAAGAGAACCAUUUGUCAUAUCCAUUCGCCACAAUGGGGGCCAAACCAAAGAGAACCAUAAUUUGUCAUAUCCAUUCGCCACAGUGGGGGCCAAACCAAAGAGAACCAUAAUUCGUCAUAUCCAUUCGCCACAGUGGGGGCCAAACCAAAGAGAACCAUAAUUCGUCAUAUCCAUUCGCCACAGUGGGGGCCAAACCAAAGAGAACCAUAAUUUGUCAUAUCCAUUCGCCACAGUGGGGGCCAAACCAAAGAGAACCAUUUGUCAUAUCCAUUCGCCACAGUGGGGGCCAAAUCAAAGAGAACCAUAUGUCAUAUCCAUUCGCCACAGUGGGGGCCAAACCAAAGAGAACCAUAAUUUGUCAUAUCCAUUCGCCACAGCGGGGGCCAAACCAAAGAGAACCAUUUGUCAUUUUCAUUCGCCGCAUUGGUGGGUUAAACCAAAAAGAACCCAAUGUCAUAUUAUCCAUUCACCACAUUGGGGAGUCAAACCAAAAAGAACCCAAUGUCAUAUUAUCCGUUCACCACAUUGGGGACUCAAACCAAAAAUAACCCAAUGUCAUAUCCAUUCGCUACAGUGGGGGCCUAACAAAGUAGAACCCAGUGUCAUAUCCAUUCGCCACAGUGGGGUCAAACCAAACAGAACCCAAUGUCAUACCCAUACGCCACAUGGCAGGUAAUGGUAAUUUGAAGUUAAGUGGCAGUACUCGUAUUUUAUUCUAAGAAUAGUACUUUGAUUUUGUUGGAUAAAUUUAUGUACCUUGAUUCGUCCAGGGCCUGCCAUGUCAAGACGGCCAUGUUUAAGUUCCAUUUUAAUAGGUUUUUUUUUUUUAGAAAACUUUCUAAAUAGAAAACUUUACUUUCUUUUUAUUUCUUUAGUAUACGUCUGGAGAUCACACGAUAGAAGACAAGGCGUAUGAAAUCAUUUGAAAUGGCUGAAGACCAGAGGCCCGCAAUCGCCCGGGAACUGGCAGACUUCAAGAAGCAGGCGUGGAAGGAAUACGACAUGCUGUACGCCGAGAUGGAGUUCACUUCCGAGAGAGCGGCCAUGAUGCACCAGCACGAGGCCUCGAGACAUGACCAGAAAAGUUUUUAUGUCGAGAGCGCUGCAGAGGUUCGCUUUUAACGUCAUGUGAUUUACUCUGCCGUAUCCAGUGGCAUAAUAAACUUUAUUAAUGGGAAAACAUUUUUUUGUAACCAGGCAAGGUUGAAUGAAGAAACCUCGAUUUUUAUAACCCCAAAAUAUGUUGUUGACUUAUUAAAAGUACGAAAUCUUUUCUAUCAUUCGUUAGUGAUUUAUUAUUAUUUUUUUUUUUUUUCACCGGUAAGAAUCCAAAAGCUCAAUAGUUUCAGUAUUCCACUUACAAUAUUGUCUCUGGAACAAUUUCCGGAAAUCGAUCUUCACUUAUGGGGACAGCCCUAUGAUGUUCUUCAGUUUCUCUACAUCUGUAGAUUCUCGUCAUAUACAUUAAUUAACCACUCAUCUGACCAGGUAAUGGGGGUCAGCUCUGUGGCCAGUCUGGGGAUCGGUCUCGUCAGGAAGGCCAACCUGCUGGGCAGCCGUUUGGGAGUGGCUGGUUUAAUUGGCCUCCCAUUGGCCGUUGUGCUCGAGUUUGCCGGGAAAGGGAGGAGCAGGACGCUGCCGACGCUCUACGACAAGGCGGACAGGCACAAGAAGGCCGCGGCGGGUUGGCAGCGGUUGGCGAGACUGACGCAGUCUUACAGGUUUGUUAGCACAAUCUCCCCUCCCCCCCCCAACCUGUUAAUCUACCCAUUCCUAAAAGCAAUUUUUUAUGUUAAAUUUUAUUGACAACCCCGGUCGAAAUCAAUUAAAAAUAAUUUAGAUACAAAUUUAAAAUAAACCUAUCGGGUAAAAGAUUUCACUUCUAUUACGACUAUGACACCACAAACUGGGUCCAUAACACCUUUUUUUUUCCCCACUGGAAAUAGCUUUCAAGAGAGAUAAUAAAACUCAAGGUUCUUGAAUCUAGAAAUAUGAAUAAAGUAAACGUUUAUCAGUUGCACUCGUCUCAGCGGACGUGCACUUUAUAAUAUGGCGACUGUACAAUGGGAUAACGCUGCAGGUUAUCGGCCUUAACAUUCCACAUUUUGUUGCUGUUGAUUACCCGAUUUUCUAUUUGUUUAACCUUUGUCCAUAAACCUAUUUUUUAAAAAACCGUCUUUUAAGAAUUCUAAUAGAUGAUCCCCGCUAUGACGCCGUGCAGUACGCGGAGUGGUACAAGGAACUAGUCCAGGCCCAGGAGGAGAUCAGCAACAUCGUCGGCGUCCCCGAAUCCACGGUGAGACUAUUCGACGACCCCAAAGAGGUGGUGCAGCCCCUCCGACAAAAUAAACUCCUCUUUCAGAGGUACCUGGACAUGCAGAGUGGCAAGGAGGAGAUUGUGAACGGGGAUGGUUGAUAACAAAAGUGGUAGGGAGGAGGGGAACAUUUUAAUAAUGUCAGUUUUGUGGAGGAGGGCAGUUGACAUUAACCACAGUUGACAUGAACUGGCAGCUUAUUAUUAUAUUGUUAUGACAGUGUAUAUGAAGGCAGAGGAUAUUUUACGACCUGUAUGAGAAGUGGGCAUAUGAAAUUUUGUAUGACCUGUAUGAGACCUUGAGAAGUUGGCAUCUGAUAUUUGUAUGACAUGUAUGAGAACUUGAGAAGUUGACAUCUGAUAUUUGUAUGACAUGUAUGAGAACUUGAGAAGUGGGCAUCUGAUAUUUGAAUGAGAAGCGGUCAACUUGUAAUGUAAAUUGAUUACAGUUUUCCCAAACUAUUGUUGUCGAAAUAGUUGCCAUGACGAAAUUGCUAAUAUUCAGAGUUUCCACCUUUUUGUAAAAACGUUUGGUGCUAAGUACUAAGAGGCGUUCUGGUGUUAACUACAAUACACCAGAUUAAGCUAACUACACUGCUCAGAGAAUGAAAUCAUACAGAGUAUAAGCAUCCAGUGAAUUUCAGAUGCUAGUAUUUGCUGAUUACAUAUGCAUGUGAUAUGUUAGUCUUUAUUUACUUAAAUGACCGUCUUAUUUUUCUAAUUUCGUAAAUGACUUAGUUAUGUAAAUAUAUAUUUGACGUUAUAAGCAGAUGAACAGUGACUUGAGUCCUCACACGACAUGUUACAUAUCUUAAAAUAUAUGUUCAGCCACUUGUGACAAAUAUGUGAUACUUCAUCGAUAUUAUUUUAGCUAUAAUACUUCACCCAUUUCCCUUCAUAUAUAUUAGUUUACUUAACAAAACUUUAGUAAUGCAUUUUUUUGUCUUUUCGUUUUCAUGCUUUUUUGGUGGGGUUUUUGUUGUUGUAAUAUUCAAUAUUUUUCUGGUUGUGUUAAAAUAACAAUGACCACCAAAAUAGUAUUGUAAUUCACAGGCUUAGGAUUAACCCAUUAUCAGAUGACAUCCCUUGCCCGGUGAGAACCACAAAAUAAUCAUUAAAAUGCUUUAAAUUCUUUAGCAUUGAAGGGGCCUAAUAUGAAGAUCAUGCAUUACCUAGAAUAACUGAUAUUGUCAUUUAGUUUUGACUUGAUAUUUUCAUGUCUUACUUGUCAGAGCAGUAACGUAAAGUGUGUGGAAAUUAAACGUUUGGAAAGUUUAUCCCCUCCUGUUCAGCAAUUAUUCUUAA